AUGUCUUUUGCAAGUUCCACAGUCACUGUCCUAAGUGGACUUGUAAAUACCUUCAAAUCAACAAUACAAUCGAACGAAGUGCCCCUGAAAACCAUCGUUGCGGCUUUGUUGCUGUACGGCGUUAAAGAAUUUCUGAACGACAUCGUCUUCUCUUGCCCGGACAAGAAUUUCGAGAUUUAUGGAAGCCUUUUUAUCGUCGGUCCUUCGGUCUUCUUGUUUUGUCUCUCGCUAUUAGCUUCCACUCCGUUUUGGCAAGUUGCUACGGGUUGUUGUCUCUUAAGAUGCCGUGAACAGAAGAUUUUGUGGUCAAAAACGAAGAACGGUGUUUUUGUUGCGUUCAUGCCGCCUGUGAUAUGGGUAAUCUACGCUUUCGUGGAAAAAGACUACUACGUCUGUGCCAAACUUGGCCCUCUGAACGCAGCACUUGCUAGAGCCAAUUCAAGCGCAGAAAGAAAUGCUAUUAACCAAGAAUUCUCUCAAGCAAGAACUUUGUCGGAGUUAAUUGCAUGGGGAUUGUUGCUUGGGCUUGCAAUUUUUUCUACAUUAUUUGUCACAAUUUAUCGCGUUUUUAUGGCGAUUGAUCCAAAACUGCUGGGAAAACGCGCCUAUCACGAAUACGAAGCGGACAAAGCUGUGAUGCUUUUCAACGAGAAAAUAAAACCUCUCGCGGAGCAAGACGCGGAACAGCUUGUUGACCAUUUAUUCGAGAAGCACAAAGAGAAAACGCAUGAGGAUCAGAUAAUACAUAUCGAGGAGGAGCUCAAAAAGAUAUUUCCAAGACAUGCAGGUGAUUUGAGUGGGCCUUUUCGAGUGGAAACAGAAAGACCAAAAUCAGAUAGUCCAAUUUCGACUAGUUCAGUGGCUCCAUCGCCACCUCGUACCAAACCUCCACCAACAGGGGAUGUGGAACUACGACCUAUUAUGUAUGUAACACAUACAUAA
Porites lobata is the source of this 942-nucleotide messenger RNA. The record is from the annotation of a GenBank genome assembly. NCBI's taxonomy places the organism in Eukaryota, Metazoa, Cnidaria, Anthozoa, Scleractinia, Poritidae.